This is a messenger RNA of Rhinopithecus roxellana (golden snub-nosed monkey), 1115 nucleotides long. It is a transcript of the gene THAP7, whose product is annotated as THAP domain containing 7. The transcript is spliced from 5 exons. Gene Ontology annotation, biological process: regulation of DNA-templated transcription. Bases 86 to 1015 code for a protein of 309 amino acids. The record is from RefSeq and is a predicted model, not a curated record. Gene Ontology annotation, cellular component: nucleus. NCBI's taxonomy places the organism in Eukaryota, Metazoa, Chordata, Mammalia, Primates, Cercopithecidae.
CCUCCAGCUCUCCAGUCUCUAUGGUACCAACUUCCGGCGCGCGCUACCCCUCGCGAGACUUCGGCGGCGCAGCAAUGGCCAGACCAUGCCGCGUCACUGCUCCGCUGCCGGCUGCUGCACACGGGACACGCGCGAGACGCGCAACCGCGGCAUCUCCUUCCACAGACUUCCCAAGAAGGACAACCCGAGGCGAGGCUUGUGGCUGGCCAACUGCCAGCGGCUGGACCCCAGCGGCCAGGGCCUGUGGGACCCGGCAUCCGAGUACAUCUACUUCUGCUCCAAACACUUUGAGGAGAACUGCUUUGAGCUGGUGGGAAUCAGCGGGUAUCACAGGCUAAAGGAGGGGGCAGUCCCCACCAUAUUUGAGUCUUUCUCCAAAUUGCGCCGGACAGCCAAAACCAAAGGACACAAUUAUCCACCUGGCCCCCCUGAAGUCAGCCGGCUCAGACGAUGCAGGAAGCGCUGCUCCGAAGGCCGAGGGCCCACAACUCCAUUUUCUCCACCUCCACCUGCUGAUGUCACCUGCUUUCCUGUGGAAGAGGCCUCAGCACCUGCCACUUUGCCGGCCUCCCCAGCGGGGAGGCUGGAGCCUGGCCUUAGCAGCCCCUUUUCAGACCUACUGGGCCCCCUGGGUGCCCAGGCAGAUGAAGCAGGCUGCAGUGCCCAGCCUUCGCCAGAGCGGCAGCCCUCCCCUCUGGAGCCACGGCCAGUCUCCCCCUCAGCCUAUAUGCUGCGCCUGCCUCCACCCGCUGGAGCCUACAUCCAGAAUGAACACAGCUACCAGGUGGGCAGCGCCUUACUCUGGAAGCGGCGAGCUGAGGCAGCCCUUGAUGCCCUUGACAAGGCCCAGCGCCAGCUGCAGGCCUGCAAGCGGCGGGAGCAGCGGCUGCGGCUGAGACUAACCAAACUGCAGCAGGAGCGGGCACGGGAGAAGAGGGCACAGGCGGAUGCCCGCCAGACUCUGAAGGAGCACGUGCAGGACUUUGCCAUGCAGCUGAGCAGCAGCAUGGCCUAAGGGAGGUGCCGCCAGACUGACUGAGGGGAUGCCCAGCAAGGCUGCUGCCUCUCCCUCCCUCAGAUCCCACCAGGUGCCAUAAUAAAGCGGAUUCUAGACA